Molecule: messenger RNA, 2334 nt
Organism: Oppia nitens
Lineage: Eukaryota; Metazoa; Arthropoda; Arachnida; Sarcoptiformes; Oppiidae
Gene: shep
Product: RNA-binding motif, single-stranded-interacting protein 2-like
Exons: 7
Coding region: 382-2046 (554 amino acids)
Cellular component (GO): ribonucleoprotein complex; cytosol
Molecular function (GO): mRNA binding
Source: RefSeq, a predicted model, not a curated record
CAAAAAACAUAUAAAAUAAAUAAAAAUCAAUUAUUGAUAGACAUUACUAUAAUAGUAGUGUCUGUGUGUGUGUGUGUGGUGUCAUUGAAAUUGGCUAUUAGUGACAACAAUCUAAUCUGUAUUAUAGUGUCUAUAGAUAUAUAUAGAUAUAUAUGUUAGCUAUCUUGAAAGUGGGUGACCAUUAUUAAGUGGUUCAGUAUAAUACUGUAUAUUAGAUUUGAAAAAAAAUAUUACUGAUAUUUAUUGGGCCGACCAAUAAUCUGUGAUAAAAAAUAAUAAUAAUAAAUUAAUUUGUUUUUAUUAUUAUUAAAUAUAUUUCAUUGAGAGAUAUUGUUGUUGUUGUGUGUUAUUGGAUGUACUUAUUUGAAUGAAUUGUAUUGAAUGAAGAGCAACGAUAAACUAUUAUUUAAUAAUAGUAUUAAUAAUAUUAAUAAUAAUAGUACUGUCCAUAAAACUACCAGUGCUGCUACUGCUGCUAUGGAUUACCAUACUAACCAUCAUAAUCAUCAUAACCAUCACUCUCACAAUCACCACAAUCAUGUGACCGGCGGUGGCGGUGGUGGUCGACAAACAAAACGCCAGACUAGUAGUGACGGCCAUACAAAUCAAGGCCGAAGCCGAUCACAACAGCAUAACAACCAAACAACUAUCAGUGCAUUCAAUAAUAAUAAUAAUAUUAAUUCAAACGCUGCUAAUAAUAAUACUAAUAAUAAUAAUAAUCGACAAAAUAAGGGCCAUCAGGGCUCACGUAUGCCGGCCUCGUCGCCACCCGUAUCGACGGCCAGCACUGGCGGCUCAUCGCAAACGGCAUCAAACGGAUCGGCAUCGGCCAGCAGUUCGGCAUCGGCCAACUCUGGCGUCGGCGUUACUGGCAACGGAAAUAUGGCCAACACUGGCUUAGGCGGUGGCGGUGGUGGUGGCCAACAAAAUGGCAACUCAUCGCUGGCCGAACAGCUAAGCAAAACCAAUCUAUACAUUCGCGGACUAACACCGACCACCACUGACAAGGACUUGUACGCCCUGUGCUCGCCUUACGGCACUAUAAUAUCAACGAAAGCUAUUCUCGACAAAAAUACCAAUAAGUGUAAAGGUUACGGUUUUGUGGACUUUGAAUCUCCGAUUGCUGCGGAAAAUGCGGUCAAAAAUUUGCAGACACAGGGAGUUCAGGCACAGAUGGCUAAGUGUACUGACACAAAUCGGAACAAACUAUCUUCUUCUUCUACUUCCCCGCAGACAAACAAAUUGCAGCAACAGGAACAGGACCCGACCAAUUUAUACAUAGCCAACCUGCCGCCAUACAUGACCGAAACGGAACUGGAGUCAAUGCUGGCCCCGUACGGCACUGUCAUAUCAACUCGCAUACUGAGAGACGCCAAUAUGCAGCCAAGGGGUGUCGGCUUUGCCCGUAUGGAAAGCAAAGAGAAAUGCGAGUCAAUCAUCACUAUAUUCAAUGGUAAACUGCUUCCCACCUGUAAAGAGGCCCUUCUGGUCAAGUUUGCCGACGGCGGUACCAAAAAGAAGUCUCAGUUCAAGACAUCCGACGGCCGGUGGCGAGACGGUGAACCCAUACCCAUAUCGUACGAUGGCUCCGGCCUAACACAAAACGGUGUGGCCACACCAUUGAUGCAGUCGGCUAUGAGCCAGUAUCAGCGCCAGUAUUCGACACCCGUAUCGGCUGCCUAUCCAACUGCACUGCAGACAACACCGUGGCUGCACCCACAGGCGCCCACCCAGUACAUUGUACAGCCACAUCACAUGGCACAGGUCAUACCCGGUGUCGAUCCAAACACCCUACACUUUAGUACACUGAUGCCCCAGUUGACGGCCCAGAUGUCCCAAAUACAGUUGUCGGGUGUAUCGGGUGCCUCCUAUGUGACUGGCAAUCCGCACGCCGCCUACGGCAAUGCCAUGUAUCCGACACAACUGAUCCAAACGAUGGGACCGAUGGGCGGCGACGACCCGUCCAAUCCUAAUCAUUCGGUUAGUUCGGGAUCGGCUUCCGGCGAGGAUCAGCAUUCGUAUCAAAUGUACAAUCAGUCUAAAUGAUGGGAUGGGUUGGACGUACCAAUUGAUGACUACGAUGUCGACAACAACAACACACUUACAUACCUAACCAACCAUUUGAAAUGAUUGGACACAUUUGAAGACAACAACAACACAAAAAAUAUAAGAGUUAAACAAAUAAACACAAAAAAUAAUAGGUUUUUAAUACACAUACACAACAACAACAACAAAAUACAUACAUAUUAUACACACAUUUAAACACAAAAAACAUAAAACACAUAAACCAUUGUCUUAUAUAUAUAUAUUAAUUGAUAUAUUGAUUGAUAUAUA